AGUAUCAAACAUGUUCGUUGUUUUCGUCCAAGUUACACGAGGCAUUCCGCGCGAUUUUUUUCUCCGUAAAUGGAAUUACGUAAAUGGAAAAACACACGUUUUAAAAAAGUUAAUGUUCACACGCAGCAAACUGGAUGAACCGUCAACGCGCCGGGAUGGCGACGACGACGGCUUCUCGUUGGUAACUGUGACCAGCGUUUCCUUGCAGGAGAGCACCGGUAGCACAUUUACCGGAUCCGUCUGCACGAAUUGGGAGGAGAAAUUCGCGUGUCGCGCGCUACAGAGGCGAGGCCGCGUUUUUAGCUACCGGAAGCGGAAGACUCAUUUCGGCGAUGGAGUCUUCGGCGCACCGACCGGCGUCUGUCCGCAUCGCGUCACUUCGUCAGUCAUUCGCCGUAAUACAGGCGAUUCCCGGCUCGUGUUCAUCUGGCCGCAGAAAGCCGGCAGGAGUCGACUCUCAAAUGUCCUCGUGCCUCUGCUUCGCGGCGUCCUGGUUGGAUUAUUAUUCGUAGAUGCUCUUCACUUAUGGCCUGGGGAAUUUUUACCCACGUCUCUACCAUCAACUAUGCCGAUUACCCUGCCACCCGUCAAAUGUAACGUCAUCGAGCCGCGUUGGUAUGAUAAUAACUGAGUUAUCGCUGAGUUGUCUCAAUCAUGCUUUUAUAAACGUAUCUACAUGUAAACAUACAUCUUUGCAAUACUGCGGCUACAAAGAACAAAAGCCAAAGUCACAAAUACUGUAGAAUUUUCAAUAAAGAUCGGAUACUUU
Molecule: messenger RNA, 769 nt
Organism: Pogonomyrmex barbatus (red harvester ant)
Lineage: Eukaryota; Metazoa; Arthropoda; Insecta; Hymenoptera; Formicidae
Source: RefSeq, a predicted model, not a curated record